UACACUGCUAUAGGUCUAAAGAGAACACAACAAACAUGUACAUAAGCCUGGUGUUGCUGGGAUGCGCGCUGUGGGCCGCGUGGGUCACGAUAUGGUUGCGCACGCGGCGCGCGCGGCGGUUGCUGGCCGGGCUGCCUUGCUACCCCGAGCUGCCUUUCUUUGGAAGCGUGCACAAGUUCUUCGGAGGAGGGGAGCGUAUACUGCGUACCUUAACGGAGUUGUCAGCGAUAUCGGAUGAAAAAAGCCUACCAUUUCUAUUGUGGAUUGGACCUGUCCCCGCUUUGAUGUUUACCGGCGGUGAAGAUAUAAAGGCGGUGACCAACGCCUUCAUAGAGAAGCCUUACUACUACAACUUCGCGCGGCCCUGGCUGGGCAACGGGCUCGUUACUGGACCUGGUUCAAUCUGGAAGCACAACAUCAGGAACCUGGCCGGCACAUUCAACACCACCGUCGUGGAUGGCUACCAGAACGUGUUCAAUGCGCAAGCGCAGAACCUCGUGCGCAACUUGAAGAAAGAAGUCGGCGCGGAGCCGUUCGACGCCAUGCACAAGUAUCUGGCUUAUACCACGCUGGAGACUGUUUGCCAGACGGCCCUGGGCGUCCCAGACAUAACGGGCAGCAUCGUAACAGCGGAGUACUAUGCUGCUUUCAACAUGGCCGUGAAGCUUCUCAUCCGGCGCGGCCUCAACCUCUUUCAGCACUGGGGGCCUUUAUACCGGUUCUCGUCAUCCCACAAGCAGUUCAUGAAGUGCAUCGACGUCAUACACAACGUGUCGGACACCGUCAUAAACCUAAGAAAACUGGAGUGGGAGGAAAAGAAAAAGUCUGGAGUCGUAGAAAAAGAAGCUGAUCCAUCUGAAAUGAGGUUCAAGUCGUUCCUGGACAUCCUUCUGGAGAUCAGUGAGAGGGACGAGAAUAUGACCUUGGAACAGUUAAAAGCAGAAGUGGACACCAUCAUCGUGGGAGGACAAGAAACCGUGGCCACGACCCUGUUCUACUGUCUGCUUAUGAUCGGCUGCAAUGACGAUGUGCAGAACAAGCUGUAUGAAGAGUUAAAAGAAAUAUUCGGCGACAGUAAACGCGCCGUCCAAAAGCAAGACCUAGCGCAGAUGAAGUACUGCGAGGCGGUCAUCUAUGAGACGCUGCGGCUCUAUCCUCCAGCGCCUGUGGUCAUGAGAUAUGCCGACAAGGACUUGAAGUUAGCCACCUUCACGAUCCCCAAAGACACCGCUUGCGGCAUCAACGCGUGGGGCGCAGGCCGCUCGCGUCGUCUCUGGGGCGCCGAUGUCUUGAGCUAUCGACCUGGGCGCUGGCUGGAGGCAGACCUCGCUUGCACGCACGCUACUGGUCUACUGGCCUUCAGCUACGGCCGGCGGUCUUGUAUAGGUAAAAAAUACGCCAUGGCGUUCCUCAAAACGGCGCUAGCUUAUUGUGUGAGAGAGCUCCGCAUCAUUUCUGAUGCUGAGAACUUGAGGCUUAGGGUUGACCUGGCGCUCCGACCAGUCAGCGGACACUUGCUCAAGGUCCAGCUACGCUGACCUUCCACGCUAAGGAGUUUAGGACAAGACCAGGGAUCAUGAUGUCUUGGUUAUGAUGACGGCUGUAAAAGGGUACCGAAUCUUUUUUCUAAAAGUGAUUUUUUGUAAAUACUUUUAAUGAUUAAAUAAACAGUGUGCCCCUUUAGUCUGAAGGCAUGAGGUAGAGAUGGUGAUGGUAUAGAUGUGAUGGCAUGAUGAAGGUUUCUUUGGUACUUUUAGAACGUAAUUGUAGAAAAGGUUAGUUAUACAUACUUAA
Messenger RNA from Ostrinia nubilalis (European corn borer), 1794 nucleotides. It is a transcript of the gene Cyp366a1, whose product is annotated as cytochrome P450 4C1-like. The record is from RefSeq and is a predicted model, not a curated record. Gene Ontology annotation, molecular function: heme binding; iron ion binding; oxidoreductase activity, acting on paired donors, with incorporation or reduction of molecular oxygen. The coding region runs from base 36 to 1538 and encodes 500 amino acids. NCBI's taxonomy places the organism in Eukaryota, Metazoa, Arthropoda, Insecta, Lepidoptera, Crambidae. The transcript has 11 exons.